AGGAUCAGUGCUCCUUCUAGUGCAAUAGGUGGGUUUGGCCACUGCUGCUUUUCGGUGGGAUACAAUGAGCUUCACAGGUCCUUCUAUUGGUUCUGGUGGUAGAAGGGAGGCACAUGAAUUUGGAAGAACUCAUGUGGUUAGGCCCAAAGGUAGGCACCAAGCAACUGUAGUUUGGUUACAUGACCUUGGUGAUAAUGGUUCAAGCUGGUCCCAGCUUCUGGAGACCCUCCCUCUUCCGAAUAUUAAAUGGAUAUGCCCAACUGCCCCUACUCGACCAAUAACUUUAUUUGGUGGCUUUCCAGCAACUGCUUGGUUCGAUGUGGGAGAACUUUCAGAAGAUGCUCCUGAUGAUGUAGAGGGUUUGGAGGCUGCUGCUGCACAUGUUGCAAAUUUGUUGUCAAUAGAGCCUGCUGACAUUAAACUUGGUAUUGGAGGGUUCAGUAUGGGUGCAGCAACCUCUCUAUACUGUGCAACCUGUUUUAUUCAUGGAAAAUAUGAAAAUGGCGAUUUAUAUCCUACCAAUUUGAGUGCAGUUGUAGGUCUUAGUGGAUGGCUUCCAUGUUCAAAGAAUUUGAAAGCCAAAAUAGAAAGACAUGAUGAGGUUGCUAGACGCGUUGCAUCCUUACCCAUUUUGCUAUGCCAUGGAAAAGGAGAUGAUGUGGUUCCAUAUAAGCUUGGUGAAAAAUCUGCAUUGGCACUGAGUUCAAAUGGAUUUGAGAACAUGACUUUCAAAUCCUACAAUGGACUUGGUCACUAUACAAUCCCAGAGGAGAUGGAAGAUGUCUGCACUUGGUUAACAUCAAAACUGGGGCUUGACAGUCGAUGA
Molecule: messenger RNA, 826 nt
Organism: Gossypium raimondii (Peruvian cotton)
Lineage: Eukaryota; Viridiplantae; Streptophyta; Magnoliopsida; Malvales; Malvaceae
Exons: 9
Coding region: 65-826 (253 amino acids)
Molecular function (GO): hydrolase activity
Source: RefSeq, a predicted model, not a curated record